Messenger RNA from Alosa alosa (allis shad), 3904 nucleotides. RefSeq names its product muscular LMNA-interacting protein. Gene Ontology annotation, biological process: negative regulation of transcription by RNA polymerase II. Gene Ontology annotation, molecular function: lamin binding; transcription corepressor activity. The transcript is spliced from 12 exons. Bases 892 to 3522 code for a protein of 876 amino acids. Lineage: Eukaryota; Metazoa; Chordata; Actinopteri; Clupeiformes; Clupeidae. The record is from RefSeq and is a predicted model, not a curated record. Gene Ontology annotation, cellular component: PML body; nuclear envelope; sarcolemma.
UAUGAUUGGAUAAGCCACUUGUCCGUCAUCUAUUGACGUGCUACUUCAACCACUCACAUCGAAGCCAACCCGUGAUUGACUCAGUGCUCCUUCCCUUCUUCCCUUAAUUAAAAAAUACGCACUCCAAAAGCCACGGCUGUGUCUUAGAGUGACGGAGCAUAGCGCUAUCUGUUAAGGUCUUCUUUUCAAGGCAACUGUUUUAUCCUAGCUGCAGGGGCUCUGUAGUCGGCUCUGCCCUAGUAGUGUAAUUAAUACUGUUUUGAGGGAAAUCAAUUUUGCUUCAUUUUAUUGUCAGCAGAUAUCUGUGGGUGCUUACAUUUUUGACAGAAGAUGAUGUAAGAUAAACAUUUUUCCUUGAAAAUGGCAUUAUGUCAAUUUUACAUUAAGUUGUUGCCUUGUACACACUCAGAAGAUCCUCAUUGCUGUCUAUUUUUGAUGCUACCAUGGCUUUAUGCCAUGCAAUGCAUUACACAAUCACAUCUCAAGGCUACUGAGAAAGUCAUUUUGUCUGACAAGAUCCAUUUGUUGUAGAGCGACAGACAGCAUUCAGGCAGAUGUCCUCGGCCCAGCCUCUCUACCGACAAAAGUUAAUUGUCAACUCUCGAAAUGUGAACAGGAAAGUUCUGCCCUCUCCCUCCUACAUGUUCUCGGACAUUGAAUAGAGCCACUGUUCCAGAGCAUUCCAUUUAACAUACAGCAACCUCUUAGUGAAUUGGGAUACCAGACCACAUUAUACUCAUGAGGUUCGUUCAACUCAGCAUAAGAGCUGAAGUCUGUUCACUUCACAAGGCAAUGUGUUAGGAUCUGUCUGAGCGCUUCCUGAAGCGCCGCACAGACAUCUGCAAAGCGGAUCCUAAUUAAGGUACCAGCUCUUCUGUUUAAAACCUUGUUAUGCCAGAGAGAGAGAGAAAACUAUUUCAACUGCCAGCUACUGCAUCACCUGUAGGCCAAGCAAACCUCACCCCGUUCACCUUUGUGCCAAUUCUGGCAAAGCUGCCAACAAAGAGCAGAAUCAUACUUGUCGGGAGAAAAUUACUAUCAGCAUUUCACCAAAACCAGAGUUUAGAGGAACCCAUCAAAGACACGUCGUAUGAAAAUACCAUGGACGGGGGUGUUUACAAGGCAGAGUUUGUGUACAUAGGAGACUCGGAGGAAAACGAGCCAGCAGACUCCCCUCGAGAAACGACACAGGCGAAAAAGCUGAAGGCGUCGUCCGCUGAUCUGAUCGCUCAAACCCCACCCUUACCCUCACCCUCGCCCUCUCCCUCACCCUCCACCCCUGUCCCCGCUCUCGGGCAGAUCUCAAUCUGCAACUCCAGUGACUCCAGCCCCGCGUCCCUGCGUGCAGCCAUGGAAACCGACCCCAACAAACACGAGGGCUUCUCCUUUCGGCCCGGGCGUCACAGCACGUCUCCAGGCACCAGCGGACGGCUCUAUUUCAACCAUGAGCCGGAGUCGGAUCGAGACGAGUUCUUGAGCCCCGCCACGUCCGUCGACCUGCUGCCUUCGCUGGUGUCGUCGUCACGGGAGUCCAUCCUGUCCGAGGGCUGGGACAGGGACAGAAGCUGCCUGGCGUCCCCGGCGCUGUCCUCCCUCAGCCGCGCCUGGUCACCAUGCUCGUCCGUGCGCUCUGGCGCCUUCUCCCCAGCGGUGGUCCGAUUGACACGCCACUCCCUGGCGCCCGGCGCCAGUCUGGUGCGAAUGACUCCCGGCGGCAGCGCCAGCUGCUCAUCUUCGCGGGCGGCCAGCCGGGGGCCGUCGCCGUGCCCGUCCGUGUCGCCACAUGUCCGACACCGGCCGCCCCCCACGCAGCUCUCGCUGCUGACGGCCAUUCUGCGCAAGGGCCGGCUACCCGUGCUGUCAGCCGCCACCGAGAGGCCCUACUCACCCUGCUGGCCAAUCAGCCCUGUCCACAUGUCCUCAUGUCCAGCCUGCAGGGCCGCUGCACGGGUGGGCCCGGUGGUGGGCGGGGGUGUCGGACCACAAGACUCUGAAGCACACACACCCAAGCAGCACAGCUUGUGUCACAGAGAGACGUCCGAUCCGAAGAGCCUAAAUUCAGUGGGAGAGCCGCAGUUCAUUUCACCGUCAGAUGGAGUGUUUGGCUCUCAAAAAUCUAUUUUCAGAUCUGAGCCCUUGAAGAGUUACGUCUCUAGUUGGGGCGCCGAGGCAUCACGGCUGUCCUCUCCAGCGACGAGGACCAACAUGUCGGACAAAUCUGCCAGCAAUACUCCGCGACGUGUCCUCAAGCCAGUCAACGCCGAGAUCCAUGUUUCCCCUGCCCCGAGUCCACAGCUAUACACAUCCUUCUCCCGACUCUCCAAUUCGCCCAAACCCAGCUACGCCUCCUGCUGCGCCUCGGAGGGCCCGGGCGUCACGUCGCCGCCGUGCCACAGAGGUACUGCUUGCUCCGCUCAGUCAGAAAACUCUCGACCAGCCUCCGGCUCAGAGAACGAUGGCAACGCCACGCGACUUUCCUCCGAUAAGCUCUCACCAGCGGCGAUCCACGCUCACAGGCUGUCUCCUCUUCCCAGAAUCCCCCAGCUCUCAUCCCCACGACGCACACCCACCCCGACCCUGACCCCCACCCCCACGUCCACCUCUCUGUCACACGCCCCCUACCGCUCGGCCGCCACCCCAGACCGCUUCACUCUCUCCCCUUCCCCACUGACCCUGAGUCGCGACCUCAGCCCGUCCCCCUCCUUCCCUCCCUCCUCGACGCCCUCGCCCACACCAAAGGGCCGUGUGUCAGUCUCAGCUGACAGGGAGGAUAAAAAAAGCCAGCCAUGCAAGAUCAAGUCGUCUUAUAAAGCACUCGCCGCCAUCCCCACAAACACCCUUCUGCUGGAACAGCAGGCCAUUGACAAUGAGGUUGAAAAGAAAGAGAAUUCACUGGAUCCGUCUGAGACAUUCUCAAUGGAGGAGGCUCGAGCUGAGAUGUGCUCGCCUGCCCAGCUGAGGGCCCAGUCCGAGGAGUUGUAUGCCGUCAUCGACGAAGUCCUGGAAGAGAGCCCCAUCCCUUUUCGGCGGCCUCUCCUCUCCCCCUCCCCGACUACGCGUUGGGAAGAAACCGACUCGGUGAAGAGGUACACGCCAAGAUCCUCACCAAGAACUGUGGGAAGGGAAACUAAAUAUGCAAACUACCAUUUGCAAUCACCUGGCCUGGGCGAACAGCAUGUGACAAAGCCAGGAGUGAUCCGUCCAACCUCUGUAACUUCAAGGUUACCCACUGAUAACGAAGAGGAAGAGUACAUCCCAAAUCCUUUCAAGACGUAUCAGGACGGUCAUCUUAAGAACAACCCAAACAAGUAUGCCUGCUUACUUCAGGGGGAGCCUGAGGCAGAUGGUGGGAGACCUUCAAGCAGCCAGUCCUCUGCCAAAAAAAGCAUCUCUUCUGGUGGAAUGACGUUCGGCCUGUUACCCCCCAGCCUAUGGCUUGCCACGACAGGAGACUCCCAGACUGGGCCGUCAGCACUCACUACCACACUGGCCAAGAUGGAGGUGCAUGAAACUGACAUUUAGGCUGCCUUCAGUUGUUAAGAAAUCUAAAUGGAAAGCUCUCCUGCAAAUGUGAUAAUUAUAAGAUCAAUGUAUUAGCUGACUUGUUACAGAAGCUAAAUGUGUUUAUACUGAAAAAUAUGAAGGAGCAUAAAUGAAUACAUGUUAACCCUUGCACUGAUGCUGCUGGAUAAGAAUAAACAUCAUAACAUCAUAACAUCAGCUCAACCAAUUAUAAAUAAAUAGCAUAUUUUAUUGAAUUGAAGGUGUUGGUUUUUACACAGUAAUAAAGUUAUUUUGUUUUGUUUACAGUGUUUAGCUACAUUUCUACCUUCCACUUGUUGUUUAAAGUGGAAAAAACCUUGUAGCCACAAUAAAUUUGCGUUACUUAAACUUUAAGCUUAAA